AUACGCACAGGAAGUGGUUGAUGUUACUCAAUGUACAGCACUUCUUACGGUAAUUCUGACCAGUAUACCACUUGUGCUCUGCGGUGUGAACAUUAUCAGUAAGCAACCGGUUAUUAUAAAAGUGCAGUUCAUAUUUAUGGCUGGGACUGCGUUUCUGGAGGUUUUCAUGUGUGUGUUGCCAGCUGAUGUCAUGUUGGACGUGAGUAGUAACACUGUCCGAAAAGUGUACGAAUCGACUUGGUACGCACAGACUGUGAAAAUGCAGAAAAUUGUCCUUCUCGCGUUAUUACCUCAGAAGCCAUUAACCAUCAGUUUGGGGUUCAUCGUUCCGGUUCUGUCGCUGAACUUUUAUUGCUCGUACGUUUCAAAUGCAUUCUCCAUAUUUACUGUUUUACGGCUGGUAUUGAACGAGCACGCUGAAAGUUGAAUACGCACAACUAAUGUUAUUUUAUAGACUGCUGGUUGAUUAGCAGUAGAUCGAAGUAUAUAUCGAUGUUAAUGAAAUGUAUCUUAAAAUACGUAAUUGAAAUAGAAUUAUAGAACCAAUCAACACUUUCAUCCGUUCUCCAAGAUCUAUCUAUUUCAGUAUAGAAAUAGAACUGGCUUGUCGUGAAAUCCAAUCGUCUGGUACGAAAUGCAGAGAUGCAUAAUGCAGAGAAGCAAUAGGUGCAGAAAUAGAAAUGGUACAACUAGUUAUACAUGUAUAUAGUCGUGCAGUUCUGUUUCCUUAUGGUACCGACUUGCCAUGGUUGGAUAACGUUGUACGGUAUCGAUUGCUGGUACGAUACCACCGAACGAUAAGCUCAAUUUUGCUGACAGUCGAGAGGAAUAAUUUCAUAAAUUCUAUCAAUUUUGAAUUAGACGUUCAAUGAAAUUUUUUGUAUACGACUCGACUAAAGUCCCAAAACGACUCGAAAUGUUUCACACGAUAAAAAUUUUGUUCAUCUCAGCUAGAGGUCGCUUCGAUAUCACAUCCAACGUUAUCGAGCCAGAAUGGAAUGAGACUUCAGCACUAUCGCCGGUAGGAAUUAUUAUACAAACAUCAUUGAAGUAAAUUACUAUCCCGCAGUAAAUUGGGUUUUGCAACAUACGAAAGCCUUGCAGAAAAAUUCACUUUUGAGAUGCAGAAUGCUCCUGUAAAUUUUGUCACGUAGAAAUUUUCAUUGCAAAGAAGUGUAGUUGUCUAUCUUGGGCAACGUUGCUUUAAACGAAACACUCCAUUAGCUUGGACCACUAUGCAACAUUUUCCACAUUUUUAUCUAAACCCUUUCUUCGGUAGUAUAAAGAGAACACUUUGUAACAGGCUCUUAAAAUCGCUCGGAUUCUACUAAAUCGGAGAACGUGCAGCAUUCUCACGAGACGAUAAAAUUGUUAUAACCAGCAAUGAAUCUUGAUUACACGGCAUGCUGGACUGCGCGUAAUUUAUUAACGUUAUCUACCGUUCGAUGAUGUUCGCGAUAGCAACUCCAGGUCGAUUUUAACCGGGAAUUAUCAUCCUUUUAUGAGAAGAAAUUGAUUCGAGAAACAAGAUUACUUUGUUUCCAAGUUCUACGGACCUGGCGAAACGCGGGAAAAAUUUUCUCUCUCGAAGAUUUUCAAAAUUGUGCAUGAGCAGAGAGAUUAGAAAGUAAAGUUCUGUGUUCUGCUGUCGCAAAGACAUUUAAUAGCGAUGGGGUUCCACGUGAC
Hylaeus volcanicus is the source of this 1686-nucleotide messenger RNA. RefSeq lists its product as uncharacterized. Gene Ontology annotation, biological process: sensory perception of smell. The record is from RefSeq and is a predicted model, not a curated record. Gene Ontology annotation, cellular component: membrane. The annotation marks the transcript as partial. Gene Ontology annotation, molecular function: olfactory receptor activity; odorant binding. The transcript has 4 exons. NCBI's taxonomy places the organism in Eukaryota, Metazoa, Arthropoda, Insecta, Hymenoptera, Colletidae.